AUGAAAGCGAUUGAUGAAGAAAAUGGUGGCUUUUUUUUCCUGGACGCCCCCGGUGGGACUGGUAAAACAUUCCUCAUGGCAUUAAUUUUGGUCACUGUUCGUGCGAUAUUCCGACAUUGCGGUAGCAGUUGCUCUUCUGGAAUAACGGCUACAUUGUUAGAAGGAUGUCGUACGGCUCAUUCAGCGUUUAAAUUGCCGUUAAACCUUCAAACUACCGAGCAACCGAUAUGUAAUAUUGCGAAGCAUUCUGCAAUGGCUAAAGUUUUAGUAGCAUCUAAAAUCAUCAUCUGGGACGAAAGCACAAUGGCGCACAAACGCGCAUUAGAAGCACUUGACAGAACAUUGAAAGAUCUUCGCAAUGACUCGAGAUGUUUUGGAGGCGCAAUGAUUUUACUGUCUGACGAUUUUCGCCAAACACUCCCAGUCAUUCCAAAAUCGACUGCUGUGGACGAAAUAAAUGCUUGCCUUAAAUCAUCAAAUCUUUGGCGCUAUGUGAAGAAACUUCAGCUGGUAACAAACAUGAGAGUUGCAUUGGUAAACGAUACAUCUGCUGAAGAGUUCUCCAAGCAAUUGCUGUUAAUCGGUAAUGGCCGUGUAGCUGUUGAAAAAUCGAGCGGAUUAAUUGCAUAUCCUUCAAAUUUUUGCAAUUUCGUCUCAUCAAAAGACGAACUCAUCAAUGAAGUAUUUCCGAACAUCAUUGAUAAUCAUAAAAACAAAAAAUGGUUGAGUGAGCGAGCAAUUUUGGCAGCUAAGAACAAAGAUGUGAAUGACUUAAGCUUUGUAAUUCAAAAUCAAAUCGUUGGUACUCUGCAUACAUUCAAAUCUAUUGACUGUGUAACAAACGAAGAAGAAGCUACCAACUAUCCAACUAAAUUUUUGAACUCCUUGGAUGUGCCUGGCUUACCACCGCACAAUUUACAAUUAAAGAUUGGUUCGGUAGUCAUUAUGUUUCGAAAUCUAAACCAACCAAAACUAUGCAAUGGAACGCGAUUAGUGAUAACAAAACUGAUGGCCAAUGUGAUUCACGCAAUGAUACUCAAAGGAAAAUUCAAAAGUGAUGAAGUUCUCAUUCCGAGGAUUCCAAUGAUCUCAAUCAAUAUGCCCUUUGAGUUUAAACGAAUUCAAUUUUCUAUUCGGCUUGCAUUCGCUAAGACUAUAAAUAAAUCACAAGGCCAAUCCUUUAGUGUUUGUGGUCUGAAUCUAGAAAAUGCAUGUUUUUCACAUGGUCAAUUGUACGUGGCAUGUUCACGUGUAGGCAAACCAUCUGCUUUAUUUGUUCUUGUGCCUGAUAAAAAAACAAAAAAUAUCGAAUAUCACAAGGUUCUUUAUUGA
Teleopsis dalmanni is the source of this 1332-nucleotide messenger RNA. Its product is annotated as ATP-dependent DNA helicase pif1-like. Gene Ontology annotation, biological process: DNA repair; telomere maintenance. The record is from RefSeq and is a predicted model, not a curated record. Gene Ontology annotation, molecular function: DNA helicase activity. NCBI's taxonomy places the organism in Eukaryota, Metazoa, Arthropoda, Insecta, Diptera, Diopsidae. Bases 1 to 1332 code for a protein of 443 amino acids. The transcript has a single exon.